AUGCCAAUGUCGGUUUCUCCUGGUGGGAUACUGACUGUAGGUGGUUGUAGAGGGUUGGAGGCGGCUGAACGUCCGAACUCGAGCUCUGUUCUGUACCGUUCUGUGAAGCUGGAACAGAAGAGGACCAUGGAAAAGCCAGGGGACAAGAACAAGAUGAAGCAUGUUGUGGACAGCGGGGUAAUGACAAGAUCAAAGGCGCGGUCGUCCGAUUUAAUGUUGCUUGAGAUUCAGGGCCUCGUAUUAGUGUGUUUCUUCACUACUGAAGUGAUUUAA
This is a messenger RNA of Linum tenue, 273 nucleotides long. NCBI's taxonomy places the organism in Eukaryota, Viridiplantae, Streptophyta, Magnoliopsida, Malpighiales, Linaceae. The record is from the annotation of a GenBank genome assembly.